UUGCAAAGAAACUCAACUAAUUCCGUGGAUUUGCAAUCCAAAAUAUUACAAAAUGAUAAGAUAAAUCCGGAUAAAAAUAUCGAUAAACAAUUAUUAACAGACAAUAAUUUAACUAGCAUACUCAAACAUUUAUCACAUGAAAUCGCAGCAAUUCUGGAAGAUAAGACAUAUUUGAAUACACAAACUGAUGACACGAAAAGUCUUAGUUCUAAGAAUAAUAAUCUAGACAUUACAGUCACGUCCAAUGAUAAAUCUAAUAUUGUAACACCUUUAGAUGGUCAUUCUGCUCUGCCAUUAACUCCAGUGAAGGUACGUUACGAGAAACGCGAAGUGACAUGGAAAUCAUCAACCAAAAGGACAUGAAUGAAUUUGAUGUUGUUAACGAAACGUUGUGUGAUUACUUAGGGGAUGUACCAGAUACGGAACGCAAGAGGGAUGAUAAUGCUCCGAAGCUCUCCUCUCGUUUUCUACGUGAUAAUGUAAAUGCAGAACAAAGGAGACUCAUUGUAGGAUACAUUAUUCGUCUGGGCGUACACUGCUAUUAUCCGUCUCAUGUUAUUUAUCAGACUAUCAAGUUGUUCAAUGUAGCUAUCGAUCGAAUUUUAGUGAAGACAGAUGAUAUACAAUUAAUGGCUUUGGCGUGUCUCUGGAUAGCUCUUAAGCGAGCAGGAUCUAGUGAAAAAUUACCAUCGGCUACUGUAAUACUGCAAUUGGCCAAGGAUUUAUACAUUAAUCAAAAGAAACACUUGUUAAUGUAUGAAAAGAAAAUUUUCGAAGCCGUUAAAUUCAACAUACAAUUCGCCGAUCCAUUCUCAUUACUUUCAUAUUACAUAUUGAAUAUAAACGAAGAUAGUCAACAUAAAGUCAUUACUUCAAACAAUAUCGUGCAUCUUUACUUUUGCGGCAGUUACAUGAUCGAUUUAUCAAUGUUAGAUGAAGAGUUGUGUGAUGUCUCGGUACACGUGAUAGCAAUGGCUGCGACAGAAUUAGCGCUUUGUCUUGUAUAUUCAAGUGAUAUUAUAAAUGAAUCAUGGUGUUCAGUUUGGAGAAGGAAACAGUUGCUCACAGAAUGGGAAGAAAGAGUGAUGAUUUCUACGAAGCAGAGUAUGCUGCUAAAUGCUACGCAACACUGGAAAUUUAGUUCGAAUGUUAUAUACAAAAAAUACAUGCGCAGUAGAAACGGUAGAAUCACUAUUCUUGUUCACGACAAAUUGAGGAAUAUUAUAUGUUAGUCAGAGACGUAAAAAAAUUUUUUAAAUUUUAACGUCUUAUAUUUUUUAAUCUUUUUUAAUGUUUUUUUAUUUAUUUUGUUAUCAUGUAUGUUUUAUAUUUAAUUAAUAUUGCGCUGGUCGCUUUUAUAUUUCAAUUUACAAAUAAUUUCCUUUGUUAUAUUAAGAAAUAUUAAUGUAAAAAAUUUUAUAAAAUUAAUAAAGGGAAAUGUAAUAAUGUAAUGUUAUAUGCUCAGAAAAAUAUAUUUUUAUUGCAAAUUUAAAGAAAUAAGCAUUUGAUUCAAGUUUAU
This is a messenger RNA of Pogonomyrmex barbatus (red harvester ant), 1519 nucleotides long. RefSeq lists its product as uncharacterized. Lineage: Eukaryota; Metazoa; Arthropoda; Insecta; Hymenoptera; Formicidae. The record is from RefSeq and is a predicted model, not a curated record.